AACUGGAGCUGGCCAUCAGGAUCACCCUUUAUGCAGUGAUCUUUCUGAUGAGUGUUGGAGGAAAUGUGCUCAUCAUCGUGGUCCUGGGACUGAGCCGCCGCCUGAGGACUGUCACCAACGCCUUCCUGCUCUCACUGGCAGUCAGCGACCUCCUGCUGGCUGUGGCUUGCAUGCCCUUCACCCUCCUGCCCAAUCUCAUGGGCACAUUCAUCUUUGGCACAGUCGUCUGUAAGGCGGUUUCCUACCUCAUGGGGGUGUCUGUAAGCGUGUCCACACUAAGCCUUGUGGCCAUCGCCCUGGAGCGAUACAGUGCCAUCUGCCGACCACUGCAGGCACGAGUGUGGCAGACACGGUCCCACGCAGCUCGUGUGAUCAUAGCCACGUGGAUGCUCUCUGGACUGCUCAUGGUGCCCUAUCCCGUGUACACCGCCGUACAGCCAGUAGGGUCCCGUGUGCUGCAGUGCGUGCAUCGCUGGCCCAGUGCACAUGUUCGCCAAACCUGGUCCGUACUGCUGCUCCUGCUCUUGUUCUUCGUCCCGGGUGUGGUUAUGGCUGUGGCCUACGGGCUCAUCUCCCGUGAGCUCUACUUAGGGCUUCGCUUUGACGAAGACAGUGACAAUGAGAACCAGAGCCGAGUCAGAAGCCAAAGAGGGCUGCGGAGCGGGGCAGGACCAGGUUCUGCCCAACCCAAUGGGCGUUGCCGGCCGGAGACCGGGCUGGCUGGAGAGGAUGGCGAUGGCUGUUACGUGCAGCUUCCGCGCUCUCGUCAGACCCUGGAGCUGUCCGCGCUGACGGCGCCCACACCUGGGCCAGGAUGUGGCCCCCGGCCCUACCAGGCCAAGCUGUUGGCUAAGAAGCGCGUGGUGCGGAUGCUACUGGUGAUCGUUGUGCUUUUUUUCCUGUGUUGGUUGCCAUUGUACAGUGCCAACACGUGGCGCGCCUUUGACAGCUCUGGUGCGCACCGCGCGCUUUCGGGAGCGCCCAUCUCUUUCAUCCACUUGCUGAGCUACGCCUCAGCCUGUGUCAACCCCCUGGUCUACUGCUUCAUGCACCGUCGCUUUCGCCAGGCCUGCCUUGAGACAUGUGCCCGCUGCUGCCCCAGGCCUCCACGAGCUCGCCCCAGGCCUCUUCCAGAUGAGGACCCGCCCACCCCCUCCAUCGCUUCACUGUCCAGGCUGAGCUACACCACCAUCAGCACGCUGGGGCCUGGCUGAGGGGUAGAGAGGGAGUGGGGGCUGAGGCGGAACACACCAAUUCCUACAAGUAGGGACCCAUCCAGACACAAGAGAGACACAGACCCACUGACACAGGAGACUGACACCCAAAAAGCAUGGACUAAUCCCAACACACACACAAAAGUGGCUUACCUGACACAAAAGAAACAAACCAGAUCCCCACACAGGAAAUAAGGCACACUCUUGAUAUGGGACCAAGCCUGGCACAUAGAAACAGGGCACUGACUUUAGACGCACACAGACACAGCAUCCCUAGCAAUGGACUAUCCGUACAUAGUGGAAAUUCUGAGAGAGGCUGGCCUGCCUCUCAUAUACACAUAGUAAUGGCACUGAUUCUUUAGGGCUCUGGAGCCUGGCACGGUACUGACUCCUGAGAUGCUCCAAGCUGCCCGCCCCCCCGCCCCCAGUUUGACCUCACAGUGCCCUUCCCCAUUUCAGCACUGAAAAAUACCACCCAACCUAAUCUCACACCUCCCUGACCAACAGGCUGUUUUGCACUGAAAAGUCCCUUCAUUCCUUUCCAGUUAAAUUCUAUGGCCCUGACCCUCCUCCAUCACCCAAACUCUUCAAGAAAUAAUAAAUGACUUGGCUUCCUCCUGAA
Messenger RNA from Panthera uncia (snow leopard), 1836 nucleotides. Its product is annotated as gastrin/cholecystokinin type B receptor. Gene Ontology annotation, cellular component: plasma membrane. Gene Ontology annotation, biological process: phospholipase C-activating G protein-coupled receptor signaling pathway. NCBI's taxonomy places the organism in Eukaryota, Metazoa, Chordata, Mammalia, Carnivora, Felidae. The transcript is spliced from 4 exons. The annotation marks the transcript as partial. Gene Ontology annotation, molecular function: cholecystokinin receptor activity; gastrin receptor activity. The record is from RefSeq and is a predicted model, not a curated record.